CAACGCAUUAUAUUCCACGAAACCACAACAAAAUGAUCGCUAAGUUCGUUGCCGUUCUCUGCCUAUUUGGCCUGACCCGCGCCAGCGGCUGGCAUGGAAGUGGCCUGGGCUACGCAUCAGGUUUAGGCUACGGCUCAGACAUCGGUUACGGAUCAGGACACGGCUACGGUGGCUACGCUAGCUACGUGGCCCCAGCGUACACUGCUCCAGUGGUGGCUAAGACUAUAGUAGCAGCUCCCGUUAUUAAGGCAGUCGUUCCUGCAGUAUCAUACGCCCCAGCGAUCUCUACUGUCUCUCGCUACCAAGUACAUUCAUCACCUAUUGUAAAGUCUUAUGUAGCCCCAGUUUCUUAUGCAGCAUAUGCGCCUUACACCGUGUCAUACGGCCAUGGUUACGGAGGUCAUGACUACAGCGGUCUUGGGUACGGUAGCCACGGCUACAGCUCGGGCCAUGGCUACGGAUCUGGUUACGCUUACGGUUCCAGCUACGGUUCCGGCUACGGUCACGGCUCUAAAUACCUCUGCCCAAAGCCGAUCGCAGCAGUCGCUAUCUGCCUCUUCGGCUUGGCCCAUGCAGGAGCCCUUUACAACAGCGGCUACUCUGGCCAUGGAGGCUAUGGCGGCUAUGGAGGCUACGGCGCCGGCUAUGGUAGCGGCUAUGGAUACGGCAGCGGCUACGGUUACGGUGGUUUAGGCCCAGCUACCUCAUACACAUCAGUAACCAAAGUGGUCCCUGAUACCGGAGCUCAUGGUGGCUACUACGGCGGCCAAGGUGGAUACUCUGGCGCUCUUGGUGGAUACAGUGGUCUCGGGUACGGCGCUCAUGGUUAUAACAACCUGGGUUAUGGAGCUCAUGGUUACAACAACCUCGGCUAUGGCGCUCAUGGUUACAAUGGUCUUGGCGAUGCUGUAUCCUCAGUGUCUGUUUACAAAGAGCAUUCUCCCAGCUACGCUGGUGCGUAUGGCGGUUAUGGUGGAUACGGAUAUGGUGGUUACGGCCAAGCCGGUUACGGUAGCGGUCUUUACGGAAACAAACUUGGAUGGUAAUCCAACAAAAUUUGUAAUAAAUCUGUGUAAAUAAAAUGAAACUGAACUUUGGAAUGGAAAGCUGUACACUGCCAGUGUCUGUAAACAAUUGAUUUGUACUAUUAAAAAGCAAACAUGCAAAUGUAUAUAAUAACUUGAAAAUAUCAAUGAAAAUAAAGAACUGACCAUCUGCAUCAAUUGUUGUUUCAUUCU
Spodoptera litura is the source of this 1238-nucleotide messenger RNA. NCBI's taxonomy places the organism in Eukaryota, Metazoa, Arthropoda, Insecta, Lepidoptera, Noctuidae. The record is from RefSeq and is a predicted model, not a curated record.